Messenger RNA from Acanthopagrus latus (yellowfin seabream), 1381 nucleotides. Its product is annotated as endonuclease domain-containing 1 protein-like. NCBI's taxonomy places the organism in Eukaryota, Metazoa, Chordata, Actinopteri, Spariformes, Sparidae. Gene Ontology annotation, molecular function: metal ion binding; hydrolase activity; nucleic acid binding. The coding region runs from base 33 to 935 and encodes 300 amino acids. The transcript is spliced from 2 exons. The record is from RefSeq and is a predicted model, not a curated record.
UUGACAGAAGAGGAGACAUACUGCGCGUUUUCAUGAUGUUUCUCGACAGAACAGCUCGAACGCUCACCUGUCUUCUCCUCAUCGUGAUGGCAGGAGCAGAGGUGCAGGAGACCCUCUCACCUGACUGCAAACAGUUCCUGUACAUGGGCACGCUGCCUCGAGGGCUGGAGGAGAAGCCUUUUAAGAAGAUCUGCCAGUUCUACAUGGGCUCCCCCCGGUUUGUCACCCUGUAUGACACCUUCAACCACAUCCCUGUUUAUUCUGCGUACACGUUCAAGCGUUCGGAUGGUUCCAAGAAGGUCGAUGUUCCUUGGAUGUAUGAGCCACAGCUUUCCACAGCAUCCGGCUCCAGAGAGAUGGAGACGUUUCCUUCAGAGUACGUCCAUAAGAGUUUUGAGGAUGCUCAGGCCGUGCUCGACGACUACUCUGACAGUGUCAUCUUUGAACGCGGUCAGCUGAAUCCAGACGAGCACCAGGCCGACCCCAACGACAAAGCGUCCACCUACACUCUGACAAACGUGGUCCCUCAAGUCCGAGAGUUCAACAUCGGCCCCUGGAAAAACCACGAGCACACCAUCCGCAGGCGCCUCAACAACUACUGCCGCGGCACCGCCUAUGUGAUCACAGGGGUCACCAACUCGGGGCUCCAAAUCCGCCGCCACAACAUCAACCGCCUGGGAAUCCCCACCUACCUCUGGUCAGCCUACUGCUGCAUUGAUUAUGACCACAAUGCACCAUUCUCAGAGCGCUCAAAGUUUCCUGCCUUUGCAGCUAAUGGGCUCAAUGACAGGGAAAACAACAAGGUUCAAGAGAUGACGGUGCCACAGCUGGAGGACUUCCUGAAGAAGGUGACAUAUGUUGGCAGCUCUUUCCAGCUCUUCUAUGAAAACUGUGUGCCUGCUAAUAGUGCGAAUAGUGCCUUGCAUCUGCCUUGAAAUUUAGAUUUAUUAUAGGUUGAUAUUCACACUGGUGUCAACAUUUAAAGGUGCAAUCUGUAGGAAUAUUAGUAAAAAUUGUCUCAUAUUCUCAACAGAAUUUGAAGAAAUAAUAGUUUUGACAUUUAAAAAGUAUACUGUUUGCAUUGUGUUGCAGAGAUACCAAAGUUAGCAUGCUAACUAGCUAGGUCCAACAAUUCUGUGCUUGUGAUGUAAACAGCAACACUCCGCUGCUCUGAGCUCCCAGUCGGGACCACUAGAUGCACGGCUAACUGCGCUAACUAUCUGACUGCAGCUACAGCUAGCAGCUACUCUCGCGAUAUGCUGCCCUGCCCGGUUUUGAGGAUGUAUUCAAUGUGUUGCCGAUUCUUACAUGUUGCACCUUUAACAGAUGAUUAGAAAUGAAUAAUGUCACUCAAAAUUCGAUUUAAAGUACAUUUUGUUGA